This is a messenger RNA of Aethina tumida (small hive beetle), 1398 nucleotides long. RefSeq names its product odorant receptor 67b. Gene Ontology annotation, biological process: detection of chemical stimulus involved in sensory perception of smell; sensory perception of smell. Gene Ontology annotation, molecular function: odorant binding; olfactory receptor activity. The record is from RefSeq and is a predicted model, not a curated record. Gene Ontology annotation, cellular component: plasma membrane. Lineage: Eukaryota; Metazoa; Arthropoda; Insecta; Coleoptera; Nitidulidae. Bases 66 to 1148 code for a protein of 360 amino acids. The transcript is spliced from 5 exons.
AUCUAAGAAGAGAAUUACAAUUUUCCUUAAAAAUAUUUUGGUCCCACUCCAUUCAACCAAUCAUAAUGUUAUACAAUCAGACCAUAAACUUCUGGUAUAAUUGUCUUGAUUAUAUCGGCAUGAAUCCAAUUAAACCUAAAAAAUAUUGGGGCUUCAUUAUCAUGAUGUCAACAUCAAUUUUUCUUUUAAUAUUCGCAAUACUGGAUUUGGUUUUUAAUACAAAAGUAACAUACGUCUUAGAAUCACUGGUGAUGCUUUCUCAUAUAUUCACAAGACUUAUACCUCUGUUCGUGUUUUCAAAUGAAUUUCAUCAACUAACUGAUGCAUUGAAGUACUUCUGGAGAUUUGAAAACCACCAACACCUCAAGGAUAAGAUUCAUAGAAAAUUAAACAUCAUACAUUUAGGAGCAAAAGUUUAUUUUUAUUUUACGGCUGGAGCUUUUGUUAUAGCAAUAAUCCUAACCAUAUUUUCAUACCGAUAUUUGAUGGUAUAUGUAUAUGUACCUGAAAUACUGGGUAGAUAUUUCUUUUUAGUUUUGGAGAACGUGCUAAUUCCUUUAAUAACUCUCACUGUCGUAUCUUUCGACUACUUGAUCUUAACAUUUAUGCAGUUGACUAUAAUACAAUUUCAAAUUCUUCACUCAGAAAUUUCUAAGCUGUAUUUUGGCCAAGAUCAACAUCAAUCAAAUUUAAGAUCACAGUUUACGAAAAUAAUAAAACAUCACAUUUUUUUGUUGGAAUUCGCCGACAAAUUGAAACAAAUAAUAUCUUUGCCAUUUUUAUUUCAAUAUUUCACUACUGUGAUGGCAAUUUGUAUGGAACUGUAUGUGUCGCGAAAAAAUUUUGAUCUUGGAUAUAUUAUCCUUGCAAUGUUUUACGUCGUGGCGAUUUUGUUCCAAAUUACAUUGUACUGCAAGUCGUGUCAAGAUGUUAUGGACCUGAGUGCAGAUGUCUCCAACCAAAUUUACACUACUAAGUGGUACGAAUCGCAAGACAACUCGUUAAAGAUGUCUAUAAAAUUCAUGAUUAUGAGAAGCGACCGGUCGAUUGCCUUUAGUGGUAGUGGUUUUGUUCCAAUCAAUUUAGAAGCUUUAGUUUUCAAAACGAUUAUGUCGUUUAAUUCAUUUUUGACAGCAAUGGACACUUAACUUUUUAAGGAGAAUAUGCAAAUAAAAUGAAGAUAGUUAGAGAGAUAAUUAGUUAUCUAAUGUUCUAUAUAUACAACAAAAAAUUAUAUAAUUUAGAAUACAUAUAUCAUAGAAGCACUAUUUGUUAGUAUUUUUAAUACAUUACAUUUUUUUAGUAUUUAAUUAUAGUGUUAAGUAUACAUAUAGGUGAAAAUUAAAACAUAUAAAAUUAGUUAAUUGUGAACAAGAAUAUACAAUUAAAUGACAUUGA